This is a messenger RNA of Rhizophagus irregularis DAOM 181602=DAOM 197198, 1044 nucleotides long. RefSeq lists its product as uncharacterized. The record is from RefSeq and is a predicted model, not a curated record. Gene Ontology annotation, molecular function: glucuronosyltransferase activity; xylosyltransferase activity. NCBI's taxonomy places the organism in Eukaryota, Fungi, Glomeromycota, Glomeromycetes, Glomerales, Glomeraceae. Gene Ontology annotation, biological process: protein O-linked glycosylation via mannose.
AUGACAGAAGAAUUCUUCUUGUCCAAAGUGUUUUCAGAGUCAAUGCAACCUUCACAUGUAAUUCCAUAUUACUUCCGAGCAGUAAAAACUCCCAAAGAAGAAGAUAUCACCAUUACAACAUUAAUAACAGAAAAUCGGUUCCAUGUAUUUGAUAGACUCGUUACAAAUUAUCAAGGUCCAAUCUCUGUAACAAUACAUGUCGCUGAUGAUGAAAAAUCACGCGAUGUACUAUUAAGUAAACUUCAUGAUUUGUAUAACGGAAACGAAUAUAUGAAACAAUACGUUGAUGUUCAUCUUGUAGUUGAUAAUUUCGAACGUCAAUUUAACAUGUGGCGUAACGUAGCAAAAUUUUUUGCUCGUACCAAUUAUGUUAUGAUGUUAGACGUUGAUUUUCAUCCUUGUACAGAUUUUAGACAUGCUAUUCUAAAUAACGAAGAAAUUAUGAAAAAACUUAGAACUGGCAAUACUGCUUUAGUAGUACCAGCUUUUGAGUAUGCUGAUUUACAAGAAGGUCUUGAUUUUCAUACUUUCCCAACAAAAAAGGCCGAUGCUUUAGAAUUAGUAGAGUCUGGUCGGUUGGUUAUGUUUCAUGCUUCUUGGAAACCAGGUCAUGGCCCAUCAAACUAUACCCACUGGUAUGGUACGAAUGAACUUUACAAAGUUACAACUUAUCAAUACCAAUAUGAACCAUAUGUGAUUUUCCCUAAACAAAGCAUAUGGUGUGAUGAACGAUUUGUCGGAUACGGUGCAAACAAAGCCGCAUGUUUAUUUGAAUUAUAUCUAUCAGGAGUUGAUUAUUGGGUACUUCCAAAUGACUUUUUAAUUCAUCAAACGCAUGAAUAUUUGGAAGAUGCACGCAGACACGAGCGAAGAUUUAAUAAAAAAUUAUAUGACCAUUUCCGUGAAGAGUUAUGUUUCAGAUAUGCCAGAAAUUUUAUUUUAAAUGAUGAAUGGAAAACAGAGAAGGCAGAUAAUUUAAAAAAUACAUGUAAUAAAAUUCGGGGUUUUUCACAGGCAAUUAAAUAUUUUUCGAGUAUGAAAUAA